UGGCGCAGUAUUCUUUCGCAAUAAUCUAGUGUAGACCUUAAUUAGGGUUAUAUAUUAUUGAGUAAUUUAGUAUUGAAUAUCAAUACAAUUGAACUCAUUUUUCCCCAUAGUCUUGUCCAUUAAACGUAAAGUCUCCACGCGAAGUACAAAUAGGAAAUUUACUCAGCACCCCACGGCGAUACCUUCUAAUUUGCUUCCUGCGUUAGUUGUUUUUUGAGGAAAAAAAGUUUAAAAUCUAUGAUCAAAUCAAGAGACAGCCAGUCUUGAGGUUGAUGUUUAAAGCGUUAGGAGCAACUGAAAAUGGCCGAGCAUGAAGUCCAAGUAAACCAAACCUUUGUGAAUACCACGAGAAACUUUACCCUGGACUCCAACGAGAGUUUAGAAGAUAAAGAUUACGUCAAAGCAGGGGCAUAUAUAUUGGUGUUUUUAACUGCUUUGAUUGGGAACACCAUUGUUGUGGUUGUCGUUAGGAAAAACUUUGGAGGAAGAUUGCGAUCUGUUAGCUACUAUUUUAUAGUAAGUUUAGCCGUCGCAGACUUGAUCAUGACCGUUGGCAACCUGCCAGAACGAAUCACAAGAGCUUUUACCGCGGACAAGUGGCUGCUUGGUGGAGAAAUAGGGAUAGCGGUUUGCAAGAUGGCGAACUUUAUCGAAAAAAUGACGAUAUUGGUGUCGAUUUCAAGCCUUACUGCGAUUGCAGUUGAUCGAUUUUUUAACGCUUUCUCGCCUCAUCGUGUUAUUAUCACUGUUAAAAGAAGCUAUAUCAUCAUAUCUCUGAUCUGGAUUCUUUCAUCUAUUUACUGCAUUCCAAUAUUGGUCUAUGGUAACUUACUUCAAAAAGAAAACGGAACCUAUUGUAAGACUCGCAUUUUCUUUCCCAAAUGGACCCUCUGGUUUCUGCCAUUCCUUAUCAUCUUACUCGGUUCAUUAUUUAUCGUAUUUAUUCUAUACUUCGCCAUUUGUGCUAAACUUUGGUGCACGAAGCGACCUGGACGCCAACGACAUGCUUCAAAAACUCAACCCACUGCUCGAGGACUCGUAAACAGGAAAGUACUUAAGAUGGUCACUGUCGUUGUCGUCGCUUUUUACAUUUGUUUUCUACCAUAUUGGCUGGGCUGGAUCUUUUGUUCUUAUCAUUUCACUCCCCUUAUUUGUAACGAUACUUAUUCAUCUGUCUCGAUAUUAUUUUCCUACGUAAACGCGGCUUUAAACCCUAUAAUAUAUGUAUAUUUUAGCGAGAAUUUUCGCGAUGGUUUCACGGCUCUUUUUCCGAAUUUGUGUAGAAGAAUAAGAAAGAGAAACAAAGUGAACCCAACGCGUCCGCACGUGACUAACGCUUUGGCAGGAAUAACAUUACAGUCAGUAACUUUAUAUCAACAGUCCAUGCUAAGUAGCGUUUGAAAUACAAAAAAUACAGUCAUCAGUCGUGAGGAAAAACACUAGAAAAAGCAAAGUGUACAAGUGCCGGACUAAACUUCGUUUUGACGGGAAUCAGUAACUUUAUACUAACCGUCUGCGCUAAGUACCGGUUUGAAAUACAAGAAAUACAGUCCUCAGUCCCACAUGUAACUAAACCUCACUGAUUUGACGGGAAUACCAUUACAAUCAGUAAUUUUAUACUAACCAGCCAUCCAUGCUUAGUCAACGCGUCCGCACAUACACUUGAUGUAACUCAGUUUUGGCUAAGUGUUUGAUCGAAGAAAUACAAUGGUCCGUGAAACAAGAAUUAAGCAACUGUCAGCGCAGUCACAGAAUCUAAAUAAACAUUUAGCGUAAAACAAUAGACCAAGAUAAUAGACCUGCAUGGGCAUAAUGUUUUCCCAUUUCAUAUCACGUGUUAUUCUAUUAAUAAUUACAUUCUGUUGUUUGAGUACAUUGUAUCCAUAUUCAUGUGUCUUCUUAUGCGCGACUGUUAAACAAAGAAACGAUACUUUAGAGAAUGACACGUGGUCUGAAAUGGGAAAACAUUGCAAGUUAAACAUUUCUAGGCAAAUGAAAAUACCUAGGCUGAAAUAUCUGUUGGGAAACUAACUAUUUAUAUUUAUAUAUCGAUCGGACAUUCUGACGUGCGAGAUAUAUGCUUUAGACUUUGAAAAUCAAAGUAGGAUAUUGAUCAUUUACCAUCGAAAUUUUUUUUCUAGAAAAUCAUAUUUCAACAUUUCAUUUAACCAGUGAAUUUUGUCUAAAUACAAUUUCUUAAUAUAAACUGUAAUUAAGAUGCGCCAUCGAUCAAGUGGUAGAUUCGUUUUCUUUGUAGAGAGAAAGUUGAGUUGUCUACUUGAUAGUUAACUUAGUAUGAAUCAGUAAAUAUAUUGG
Actinia tenebrosa (Australian red waratah sea anemone) is the source of this 2316-nucleotide messenger RNA. RefSeq names its product orexin receptor type 2-like. Gene Ontology annotation, biological process: G protein-coupled receptor signaling pathway. Gene Ontology annotation, cellular component: plasma membrane. NCBI's taxonomy places the organism in Eukaryota, Metazoa, Cnidaria, Anthozoa, Actiniaria, Actiniidae. The record is from RefSeq and is a predicted model, not a curated record. Gene Ontology annotation, molecular function: G protein-coupled receptor activity.